Molecule: messenger RNA, 891 nt
Organism: Photinus pyralis (common eastern firefly)
Lineage: Eukaryota; Metazoa; Arthropoda; Insecta; Coleoptera; Lampyridae
Exons: 5
Coding region: 72-809 (245 amino acids)
Source: RefSeq, a predicted model, not a curated record
AACAAUGCGCAAUUACCUCUGGUUUGGCAACGUAUAAAGAUGUACCGGGCCUCUUUGAGCGCACAGUAAACAUGUCCACAAUCCUAAGCUACACAUGCCUUUUUGCAGCGAUCUUCCAAUUGAGUUCGGCUGCGGUUCCGUUCCAAGUGUGCAAACGAACCGACCCCAAAUUAGCGGAAUGUCUGAAACCUGCCAUCGAGAACGCGCUGAUCCUACUCGAAAAUGGGCUUCCCGAGUACGGAAUUCCCUCGAUCCAGCCAAUAUCGGUGGAAUCGUGGAUGGUUCCGGCGAGACCUCCUCUGGUCUACGAUCAGAAGUUUCGCAACUCCAAGUUUUACAAUUACCCGCUGACCAAAAUAGAGGAUCUGAGCAUCAACAUUGACGACCCCAACAUUUUCAUCGGAUUUACGGCGCACAACCACAACGUGUCCUACGAAACCGAAUUUGAGUUCGACGGCGCAAUCAUCGACGGUGAGGACUUGAGCUGUUCGGGAGACCUUACGUAUAUUUACAACGAAAUGGAGUUUCAGCUCAACUUCACAGGAACCGAGGUGACCAUCGGUGGGGAUAAGAAGAUCAACAUAACAAAUGUAGACAUGAACGUAAUAAGCAUGGAGAGGUUCUUCACCGAGUUCCGCGGUAAAGACACCGAGCGCGUGGCGAAGCUGAGCAAGUUUUACCAUAACAACGCUCAGUACCUCGUCGCCAAAGAAAAGGAUGUCUACGAAAAGGCCUACGCUAACAUCUUCAAAGACGUCGCCAACGACGUGUUAUCCAAGUUUUCCUUCGAUUCCCUCUUUCCCAAGUAACAUUCUGCUACUGGUCAGCGCAAGCAUUCAGAUACCGUCGUAUUAGCACGUUGUAAAAAUCAACAAAUACACCAUUAUUCAA